Molecule: messenger RNA, 3327 nt
Organism: Sabethes cyaneus
Lineage: Eukaryota; Metazoa; Arthropoda; Insecta; Diptera; Culicidae
Gene: MESK2
Product: protein NDRG3
Exons: 11
Coding region: 712-2034 (440 amino acids)
Biological process (GO): signal transduction
Cellular component (GO): cytoplasm
Source: RefSeq, a predicted model, not a curated record
GAUUGUUCGCAAUCUAGUUCGCUGGAGUCAGAGUGUCAGGAACCGAGUUUGAAGGUGGACGUAUUUUGUUUGGCUUUUCCCAGGGUUUCCAUUGGUGGUUCAGUGCUUUCAAGUGAGUUGUAAAGUGAUACCUACAUAUUGAGAGUAAUAGAUUUUGUGGAAGAAGCAUUGUGUGACAGAUACGGCGUCGUAAAAGCAAAAUUAGUGAAGCGACUAGGGCAGAAAAUUAUAUUUCUAGUUGAAAAAUUGAGGUGUCUAUUCCAGUUGCCAAGGUUGCUGCCGGAGCUGGCAGUCUAGUGCGUGACUCAAGCGGCCUAAAUUGGGGCAAGUUGUGCAGUUAUCGAAAAUCCAAUUUGGGCAAGCUCCGAAGUUGUCUGAAAAAGAAAACGUGACGGGUGUCAAAAAGUUGGAAUAAAGAAUUUGAUGCAGCAACAGUGGUAAAUUAUUGAUUCAUACGGCUGUGCUAAAGUCUACUGUGUUUGCGCCCCUUCUGUGGAAGUGAGACGAUUAGUUCUCGGCCUUUUUUCCGCUGAACAGCGAGCAAGUGUUUAUCUAUCCAUAGCGUACGCUAUUUAGAGCGAAGCUGUUGUGUAACACUUGAUAAUAGUACACGACUGGUGCCAACGAAAGUGUAGCGUCCGACAGCGUUUGCCUCUUUAGAGCUAGAACACACGGCGCACUUGAGCAUCUAAAAGCGAUAAACAAGUCAAGAUGCCCCAAUCGGACGGGGGCUACGUCUCGCUCGGCAACGGUGGCGCCGGUCUGCCGGCCUCGGUGUACAAUAGCACCACGGAACCGCACGGGGGUUCCCAUUCGGUUAUGGAAGCGGUGAAACGUGUUAUCGGGUCGGCCAUCGGUGCCCAGGAUAAGCACUCGCUCCUGGAAGGCGACUCGGGACCACAGCCGUACAUUAUCAGCAGCAGGGACCGUGACAAGACCGGCGGCAAAGCGGCCAACAUCAGAAUGCCAUCCGCUCCAGCCCACACUGCCGAGGAAGCCCGCCUGUUGGGAGCCAUGCCAGUGGAUCCCAUGGACGAUAUUGAGCUUCGCUCCGUUCAGUUGCAGUACCCGAAUCAGCGCGGUUCCAUCGUUGGCCAGUGCGACCUGGCAAGGGUCCCGACCGACAAGGGUGACAUUUUGGUUGCGGUGCAGGGCGAUACAACGAAACCGGCAAUCCUAACGUACCACGAUCUGGGAUUGAAUUAUGCAUCAAGCUUUGCUGGAUUCUUCAAUUUCCCAACGAUGCGAGCUUUGUUGGACAACUUUUGCGUGUAUCACGUGAACGCUCCAGGCCAGGAGGAAGGUGCACCAACCUUUCCGGAAGACUACGUGUACCCAACAUUCGAUGAACUUGCAGCGCAGCUGCUAUUUGUUAUGUCACACUUCAACCUGAAAUCCAUCAUCGGUUUUGGGGUCGGUGCAGGAGCCAACAUUCUGGCCAGGUUUGCGCUGUCAAAUCCGGAUAAGGUCGGUGCACUAUGCCUUAUCAACUGCAGUUCCACAGCGGCCGGAUGGAUUGAAUGGGGCUACCAACUGCUGAAUUCGCGUAAUCUUCGCACCAAAGGCAUGACUCAGGGCGUACUGGACUAUCUGAUGUGGCACCACUUCGGGCGGAAUCCAGAGGAGCGGAAUCUAGAUCUGGUACAGUUAUACAAAUCCAACUUCGAGCGGUCGAUAAACCCUGUCAAUCUAGCCAUGCUCAUCGAUUCAUACAUCAAGCGAACCGAUCUGAACAUCGCCCGAACACCGUCGGGCUCACCUCAAACAGCUGCAUCGCUGAAAAUGCCAGUUCUUAACAUUACUGGCGCAUUAUCGCCCCACAUUGACGAUACGGUGACAUUCAAUGGCAGGCUAGUUCCGGAGAAGACUAAUUGGAUGAAGAUUUCCGACUGCGGUCUGGUACUGGAAGAGCAACCUGGUAAACUGGCUGAAGCAUUCCGACUGUUCCUGCAGGGUGAAGGCUACGCUGUUGGCGCUUUACAAAAGCUAGGAAAACUCUCCCGAGCGAGCACAGUAGAAAGCUUGAAUUACUAAUAUCCAUAAAAGAGCAAAUCAACAAGAUUGUACGUGUGUGUGUAUGAGAGAGAAAGGACGAGUGCAUAAAGUCUACAAUCUUUCCUACGCAUUAUUAUUUAUCCCACCACACACUUUGCUAGUGACCCUGGCUCGAUGAUCGGCAAAAAUAGUCAUUUUUGCGAAAAACUGCUUAGGAAAAACGCUUUUCGAAAGGAAAUCCGCUGAAAAACCAGUUACCAUACCAUGCACACUUUGUCACAAGCACAAAUGCAUUCAGAAAUAAGUCUAUCAAGGAACGAAGCGUUUGUAAAAAAAACUUUACUAGCACCUGCACUCGCACAGUAAUCGAAAUUCAAGCUAACCAGACUACAUAAUCUGAAAGAAAAAAAUGCUUUAAUUUUAUUUUAUUUUAAAUGGUAUUUAACAAAAGAUACCAGCAUUUUUUCCGUUUAGAAUUAGUGAAAUUGAUUGAUGUGAAUGAGAGUUUGAGUCUUUGUCUUCAUAAAAAUAUUUCCAAAACCCCAACUUUUUAACAAAAAUUUACGCGUAGUUGCCAUCACUUCUAACCGGAUUUUCCAAUGCACACUGCACCCGUUGAAAAACCCGUGUAGAUACAAUACAUAAUGCUACCGUGUAUACACAACAGCCCGACCAUGUAGGCGUUUGGAACUUGCGUAGGUACUCGUUUUAUGUGUCUCGGAAUUAGGGACAAAUCGAAAACUCUUUUCGUACCGAAAAAAAAAGAAUCAGAGUGCCUUUGUUUUCCUCAAAUAACUUUUUCCCAUCUUUCGACAAACGGGCGGGCGACCGGACGGUGGCUGUACACGAAAUCGCACACGACGCACACAAACACGCGCACUCUAAACAUACUAAAGUUUCGAAAGUGGCUUCCACUUCGGUUGAAGGAAAUGGCCGGCUGGAUUGAUCGUGUCAUCGUAGCUGGUUUUUUUCUCGUCUGGAAGAAAUUAAGUACCAUCAUAAUUCAAUCAGUUGUAAUAUUAUUUACUUUAGUUUUAUUUAUAAAGGAAUUUUAUUACUGUGUAAAAUACCAAAAACAGAAUCAAAUCGUCCUGUGUCUGUGUAAAUUAAUUUUUCAAUAUUUUAUGAUUCAGAUCAACGAUUGUCGUCGAAUCAAAUGAUAAUAACGAGUUAAAUCAACAUGUUGUUUUGCACACUUAUUAUUUAGUUUAGUUUAGUUUAAUUCAGUGAAAUUAGUAGAUCGUUAAGGAUAUGUGAGUCCGUUUAUUUAAUGCAUAUCUAGCUUCAGUUUGUGUAUUAUUAUGUUUACUGUAUAUUGUCUACCGAAGAAAC